Molecule: messenger RNA, 3258 nt
Organism: Caenorhabditis sp. 36 PRJEB53466
Lineage: Eukaryota; Metazoa; Nematoda; Chromadorea; Rhabditida; Rhabditidae
Source: the annotation of a GenBank genome assembly
AUGGACCGGCGUGUGGAGCCGUACAAGCGCGCGGGGACCACCUCGUAUGGCUUCUGCGUCGGAUACCACGACCAGAACGAUCGAUCGGGAGCCGGCCAGUGCCGACGAUGCAAUGUCAUCAUGCGCCUGCGCAUCGGAAUCCGCGUACCAGGAUUCCUCAGGCCGAAAUGGUAUCAUCCGGAGUGCUUCUGGAAGACAAUGUCCGAGGGAGUGGAUCGGAUCUCUACCAAGUGCAUCGAAGGCAUCGAUCAGAUCAGUUUCGAGGAUCAGGUGAGAAUCAUCGAGGACAUCCAUAAAUACGAAACUUCGCCGCAUCUCCGGAACAUUCCGCUCGGCAAAGAGGUCGGUAAUCCUUUUUUUUCGCAUCUACUCCCAAUCUUUAUGUUUUCAGCUCUUCCGUAUAACCAAUAAACCCGCGACUUCGGUAAUGAGGGUUCAGCAACCUACCAGCGUGCUGUUUCUCAACAAAAUACGGGUCAUGACAAUGCACGUUCCCAGGUGAUUCGCAAUAAAGCGCAUUUACAGUUUUUACCAUUUUCCAGGGGUAACUGUCAAGAGUGUUCAGUGGAAUUCGUGCCAUGCGAGGUCGUGGUGUCUGUCGACCAAGAAAAAGUGCACAUGCUCUGUGCCUACGUGGGCACCACCUUUCAGGUCGGCUCUUUGGAAAUGGUGGAAGGAUACCGGAGCCUCGACAAAAACUCGGCGGCGUUGUUCCAGGAGUCGUAUGAAGCGAGGAAGCAGGCGAUGAAAGAGGAGAAGUUGGCAGUGCACCUCAAGUCAUUCAGGAAAGAGGACAACUCUUGUAUCGUUCUGUCGAACAUAACAGCCAACUCGUGGCAAAAGGGGUACAUGCUCUGCAGCUACUGCCGAACACAGCUCCUGCCCGGACAGCUCACCUUCUCGCUCAACUUUGCCGACGCACACGCUCACUGCGUGCUCCGCGACGCCAUCGUCGUUAUCGACCCGCUCCAGUCGAUCGCCAAUUGGAACGAGCUCACGGAUGAAGUGAGAAAGAAGUUGACUCUGCUCUACACCAUUGCCUCGUUGUCUCCGACCACACGAGCCGCUUCGCACAUUCGGGUGCCCGAGGAUCGCGCGGUUCCGGCGCCGGGAGUAGUCCAACACAUCAGCAAGAUCAUGCGCGAUUUCACUACCUCAAAGGUCGAUUUGAAAAAUCCGGAACAAAAGAGACAAGUCACAGUCAUGUGCAAUCUACGUUCCGCGUUCCAGACGCUCACAGAUGCCGACUUCGAAAUCAUUCUGAAGCAUAACAAUCAAGAAGUGCCUGAAGAUAGAGAUGAGGUAAUAUUUUAUGAAAUCUCCAGAAACCGACAAAUAGCAUUUGUGUUUCCAGAAAAUCGAGCGACUCGUCGACAUUUUCAUGUUCGGAUCACCCAAAAGAUGUCAGAAAUGCAACGGCAUCGUCAACUUCCACACUUCUCUCCGCAAGUACAAGUGCAACAACUGGGCGACUCCGUUCUCCAAAUGCGACUUCAAAAGCAAAAACCCGCCGCGCACCAGUUUCGAGAUUCCGGAUAAAUACUGGAAUGUGUUCGAGACGCUCCUUUAUGAUAUAAAUGUGAGCACACUUUCUGCCGCCUAGUUUAAACCUUUUGUUUUCAGCAACACAAGACACGUUACUAUGCGUCGACAAUGGAAACGAUCUCGGAAACGACGAAAAAGAUGACGAAGAAGGUGGUCCUUCCGUCCGAAGUGCUCGGAACAAGACUAUCGGCGGGAAAAGUGAUGGAGGCGGUGAACAGUCCGCACUACAAAACUGGCUACUUCCGCAAACAAGGCUCGGCGGUCCCGGUGAUCUUCCCGCAGGCGAACGACUAUCACGUGAUGCGAACAGAUGAGAACGAGGCGUACGAGGCCUUUCUGACGGACGUCGAGGUGCAGCACAACCGGAACUCGGCCAUUCAGCUGUUUCUGAUGAAACACGACCACGGAAUGAAGUUUGUCGUCUUCAAAGUGUUUUCUCGUAUCGGCACGAAGCUCAUCGAGCACGAAUCGACGCCGUUCGAUAUGUGCGACGAGGCGGUGAAGUACUUUAACGACGAGUUCUACAAGGCCACCGGAGGGAAAUGGGAUCGCAAGGAGGCGGUCGACUCGAAGCAGCCGGGAAAGUACUUCUGGGUGAGAAUCGCGCACGAACCGAUAUUUGAUCCGCAAUCGCUGACUGUGCCAAACGAGUUCCUUCCGCCGCGCUUCCACACUGAUCAUCAAGGGAUGGGCCACAUCGACCAUGAGAUGAAGGAGUUUGCCAGGAAAAGUCUGCAAUAUCUGAAGCAGAAGAUAUCCGCGAGAACGGCCACCAAUUGGGACUACAUCGACACAACCAACCGUGUCUUUUCGGCGUUCCCCACUAAUAACGGUUUCGAAAACCACCACCUAAUUAACAGUUAUCAAAGAAUCAGUGCUGUGAUAACGCUCCUCGAUGUCGCCGAACCACAAUUCUUCCCGGAGCGGUUGCACCCGUCCAUCGAUCUGCAACUGACCCACAAGGCUAAUCAGUCGUUGCGAUAUCUGAAUCGCGACUCGGAAGACUGGCAGAUAAUCGACGCGUACUUCCGCGCCUCACAAAGUCUCGGUCAUCGCUGCUACAACGCUGCCGAAAUACUUGAGAUCUACACAGUCAACCGCGUCGACCACGUGCCCGCAAAGUACCCCGGAAAGCCGAUGCUUCUGUGGCACGGAACUCGCAAAGAGAACAUCUCGUCGAUUUUGGAGCGGGGUCUUCUGACCGACCCGGGACACGCGGCGCGCCACGGCAAAAUGUUCGGCAACGGAAUCUAUUUUGCCGAUGCUUUUGUCAAGAGUUAUGGCUAUGCGAACGUAAGAUUCAUGUGAAUAAAGGUAUGAAAAAUGCUGAGAUUUUCAGAGAGAACGAGGCGACGCAUACCUGUUUUUGUGCGAAGUGGCCGUCGGCAAAGUGUUCGAGAACACGACGGCGAUGGGCGAACGCGCUAUCCUGGCCACGUUGCAAUCGGAAGAGUACGACUCAAUCAAAGGCGUCGGAAAGUGGGCGCCGGAGACGAAGCACGACAAGACGUGGAAGGAUAUGAUCGUGUUUCUCGGAAAGCUCAACACGAACAGAACCAACGCCGCCGGGCUCAACUACAACGAGUUCGUUUGAGAGUGUGCGAAAGACAUUUGACGAAAUUUCCCAUUUUCAGGUACAUUGUAUACGAAGAGGAUCGCGUCACGCUCAGAUAUCUCGUCAAAGUGAAGACCGACGGAAAAGGAUCGCUCUAA